Messenger RNA from Amphibalanus amphitrite, 3374 nucleotides. Its product is annotated as elongation of very long chain fatty acids protein 2-like. The coding region runs from base 881 to 1888 and encodes 335 amino acids. Gene Ontology annotation, molecular function: fatty acid elongase activity. The record is from RefSeq and is a predicted model, not a curated record. Gene Ontology annotation, cellular component: endoplasmic reticulum membrane. Gene Ontology annotation, biological process: fatty acid elongation, polyunsaturated fatty acid; very long-chain fatty acid biosynthetic process; sphingolipid biosynthetic process. Lineage: Eukaryota; Metazoa; Arthropoda; Thecostraca; Balanomorpha; Balanidae. The transcript is spliced from 4 exons.
GUUUGUGAGCAGAUCUGAUUUUAAAUUUUAUUUCUUUUCUUGGCAAACUUUCAGUUUUCGGAAGCCAAUGACAUCUUUGUAGCCCUCCACUUUUGGGAGGUGAUGUUCGAUUAUAACGUGAUCCGACAGCACGGCCCUCAAUAGUUUCCUGUUUCUGAAAUUUGAUUUUCAACUAAGGCUUUGGAAAAUAAGCAAAUAAAUACCUACCUAUCUAUCGGUUGAAAAUCGGAUGUGAAUAAUACCCAGAAAUCAACAAAAACCUGUUCAUUGUUCAAUCGCACCAACUGGCGUUGAUGACGUCGCCUGACUCACAAACAACAAAUUUGGUCAACUCAGUGACAUGACCACCGGCCCUGCCGGCUCUGCAUCUCAGUCACUGACCAGCCUAGUGGCCAUAUGCUUCAUUCAGCGCGGCUCCCGCCUACCCGCCGGCGCCGCGGCGGUCAGGUCGCGAGGUGCGGCUCGUCGCUCGCGGCCGGCCGGCGGGCGAAAGUGACCGCGCCGGCCAGCCUGUGACCGGCGGCCGGUCGGCCCUGCGAGUCUACCUCCGGCUCUGGUGGAGGGAGAUCAGAGGGGGGCGGGGGGCCGACUGGCGGAGCCGGUCACACGGCCGGGCCGACCGCAGACACCGCAGUUCCAUUGGAGAGCUGGAGGAGGUGACACCGGAGCACGAGACGCACCAGGAGCGGGCAGCGUCCGCGGCAUCCGACCUGCGGGACAGCGGGGUCACUAGCCCACUUCCAGCCAACGCCUGGGGUCAUUGGCCACCCUCGGCCACCUCGUAGCCUCACCAACGGCCUCCACUUCAUCCAAAAACGUCAUCAACAGUCACAAGUCCACCCAGAGCACCGCCAGCCCCCAUUAGUACCCGACAAGCGUCAUGCACGCCAUGGAGUCCCUAAUGGAGAUUGGACGCGGUCUGGCGAAUCGGCGCGACCCCCGCUUGCGAGACUACAUCAUGCAGUCGUCCUGCGUGCCCCUGACGGCGGCCAUGGUUGCCUAUUUGGUGCUCAUCUCGUAUGGACCGCUGUUCAUGAAGAACCGGCGCUCGCCGCCCCUCAAGCGCGUCAUGACUCUCUACAACAUUGGCCAGGUUUGUCUGAGCUUCUACAUGAUGAUGGAGUUCUGGCUGAGCAGACCCUCAAACAAACUCUGCUCACCCAUCGAGGUUAGUGACAACAGCAAGGCGAUACGGCUGGCCAACGCCUGCUGGGUCUUCCACAUCAGCAAGCUGGUCGACUUCCUGGACACGGUGUUCUUGGUGUUGAAGAAGGACAACAAGCGGCUGACCUACUUGCACGUCUACCAUCACGGAUCGAUGGCCUUCGGCUUCUGGCUCUGCACCUUAUUCGUUCCCGGCGGCUCUGCAUGGAUUGCCGGCGUCAUCAACAGUUUCGUGCACUGCGUUAUGUACGGCUACUACCUGCUGGCCAGCCUGGGUCCGCGCGUGCGGCCCUACUUGUGGUGGAAGCGCUACCUCACCCAGCUGCAACUCGCCCAGUUCGCCUUCAUCGUAGUCGCCGCCUGGACUGUUCAGAUGCCGUCGAUGCGCUGCGGCCUGCCGUUCUGGACGUGCUCCAUGUCGGCCGUUUAUUUGGUCGUGCUCAGCGCGCUGUUCCUCAACUUCUACCGCCAGUCGUAUGGGGGCCCGGCGGCCGCCUGUGGGGCCAUCCACCCGCCGCAGCCCGUCACCACCCCCACUGACGUCACACCCCCUGCUUACGUCACCGAAAAGCCCAAGACCGAGCCGGCACCGGCCCCGCUGCCGGCCCCCGAACUGGAGAAACCCGCCGAAAAGUCGCUCUCGGAUUAUCGUGUGGGCACUCUGAACCACUUUGUGCGAGCGAUGAUGUCCCAUGGCUUCGGAUGUUUCAUCAAGGAGGACUGAAGAGAUUGAGAAGUCCUUUGCGAAAGUUUUCGUCGUCUUCGUUUUCAACAUCCGAGCGAUAGAGACGCCGAUAAAAUGACCUAGUGGAAAAGAUCUCCACGAAGCAGCUUUGGUGAAAGUGGAACCUGGUGCGAGCGCCGAGCAGUGAAUCGUGAAACGAGAGUUUCAGUACAGCGCGAAUAUCACCAUUCUCGUUGGUGAGGCAGGCUUCAGGCUCCUGUUUUAUUCAGAAUCAGAAGUGGUGUAAAUAAUAGGAAUAAGGUGAAAACGAGCUCAGUGGUGACAUCACGCGAAGGAUAGCAAAUAGUGACCUUAAUGCUGCUCGGCACGGGCACGCUGGGCACGCUGGGUCCCAACCACUUCUUUGGCAAGCGCGGUGACACUGACAUUGAACCGUCAGACUGCUUCGACGACUUGAGUCGUAUGUACUUACAGUGUGAAUGGCGCCACGCUUUGUAAUAUUUGUGGCAAAAACGCAUGCUGUUUACUUGAUGUCUACUAGCUUUUACUUUAAGAACCUUUCCAACAACUUUGUGAUAGGAAAGAUGGGGACUUUGUACAUUUUUUUGCAAAGCAGUUUCAAUGCAGUUGAUAUUUUUUUCCGGUUCUGCGAUCCUGUUUUAUGCCUGUUUAUCUUUACGACCUCCUACCUGUUCUAUCAUUCCAAAUCUCUUAAAUUGUAAGUGCCAGGACACAAAGCUGUGCUUGAUCGCAUGAUCUCGUGUAAAUAUGACGGUAAUAUUGUGUCGGCCGCCGUGACGAAAUCGCACGUACUGUGUGCUGUAGCAGCGAAAUUGGAUUGGCUUCCAAUCAAGGCCGUGAUGGCGUAUGUGCCGCGUGUUAUUCCGGCGAAAUAGUGAACUCUGCAGAGAUAUCGCGGACGAGUUAGCGGUGAUUUCGCUAAUACUUUCGCGACGAUAUCGCUGAAACUUUCAAGAGCGACAACAUCCCGAGACCUUCACUGGCGAGCGUGGAUACUUCGAAUCACGGACGAUAUCGCGAAUAAUUAAGUGACGGUGUUACGGACGCUUUGGUGAUGAUAUGCUGUGUAUUAUAAUGGUGAUGUUACGUGUACUUUGUGACGAUUUCGCACGUUCCGCGGACUGAAGCACCGUAUAGUCGUGAGUAGUGUAGUGACGAAAUCGUGGAUGGGCGACGAUACCAGCUGUGGAGCUGACCACAUUCCAAGAGAGAAAUCUGCCGGAAAGGUGGGUAAUAAAGCAAUCCGCACUGGAUCGAGUGACAAUUAUGCUGUAGAACAAGACACUAGGGCAUACUCUAGUUCGUGGUCGGCACAUUUCAGGCAUGGAAUGGGGAAUAGCAUAGUUGUCAAAACUGCCAUGUUGUAUGAGGUUGUGAAAAGUCAUAGCUGUAGACGACUUCAUUGGAGCUCGGACAAGUGAUAGUUACAUUGUGCGUUACUUCGCAAUCAAAUGUAUACGGUGGCGUGUCCAUUCACAGUCGUAGUAAUAAAGUGAGAGCAGCU